UUCCUAAUUUAUACUUGUAUUUAUCACGUGUCAUUCUUGAAGUCCACGCAAAAUGGGGAAGAAAAGCAAACCGUCCCUAGGAAAAAGUAUUAUAAGACAAAGGGUUAAAAGUAGUGGAAAUAUCAAGCACGCAAAUAGCUGGCUGCAUUGCAGUGAGCUUGACAAUGACAGUGCACCCAACCUGCAGUCCAUCACUGAGCAAAGUGCUUUGGAUGAUUUCCUGGCAACAGCUGAACUGGCUGGCACUGAGUUUACUGCAGAAAAGCUGAAUACAACAAUUGUGACUCCAAAGUAUAAUGAAGGUCUUUUGACUAGUGAGACAGUGAUGGCAAUCAAACAAGCACAGCAAGAGCAUCAACAUUUCCUCAGAAUUCCUCGCAGGCCAGAAUGGGAUGAGAACAUGACAGCUGAAGAGUUAGACCAGACAGAGAAGGAAAGUUUUCUUCAAUGGAGAAGACAACUUGCACAGUUACAAGAAAAAGAUCAUAUACUCCUAACUCCAUUUGAACGUAAUCUCGACUUUUGGAGACAGUUGUGGAGAGUAAUUGAACGCAGUGACGUAGUUGUCCAGAUUGUGGAUGCAAGAAACCCCCUCUUGUUUAGAUGUGAAGACCUGGAGAAUUAUGUGACUGACAUUGAUCCAAAGAAAUGCAAUCUUCUUCUCAUAAAUAAAGCAGAUUUGUUAUCUCCAGAGCAAAGAGACUCCUGGGCAAGAUACUUCAGAAGUGUUGGAUUACCGGUGGCUUUUUGGUCUGCACAACAGGAAAGCGAGAGGCUUUUGAUGGCUACAGGUAAUGAGGAGAGUCAGAAAGAGAAGGAAGAGGAAGAGAAAAUGGAAAGGGAAGGACGAGAGGAAGAGUUACAAGGGGAUGGCUCUUUGCAAAAUUUGACACUUUGGUCAAAACUUGCAGAAUUGGCAGUCGAGAAUGAGGUGAAAGGUGCUGAAGAUUCAAGCGUUGUUGGCGUUGAAGCAAACAGUCCAAUAAAGUCGGACCUUCAUAUGAGUGAUCUUUCAGUAACAUUGUCUGAAGAUAGAAUUGCAAAUGUUAUGUGUCCUAGCAACAGCACCAAUGACGUGGACUGUAAACAUCUUCCCUCAAAUGUUCAAUCUUAUCAGAGUGAACAAGCAGUGGAUGUAGAAACUGACAACCAAUCUAUAACAGAAAAAGAACUACCUCUUAUAGCACACCUUGAUAGUACUACUGAUUGUGGAAUAAUUAAUGAAGUAUCCUUAGAAAAAAAGGCAAAGGAGUUAAACAGCUGCCUUAGUGUUGGCACUCAGUUGAAUUCAGAUACGGACUCAAAGCAUGAACGUUUGUUUGAUGGGCUGUCAGCAAACCUUCUGACGAGAGAUGAGCUGUUGGCUUUAUUUAAAACGCUUCACAGGGAAAAACAACAAAACACAGCGGAUUAUUCACAAAAGCUGCUCACAACUAUUGGUUUAGUUGGGUACCCGAAUGUUGGAAAAAGCUCAACAAUCAACACUCUUCUGAAUGACAAGAAGGUUCCCGUUUCAGCAACUCCUGGGCGAACAAAGCACUUUCAGACACUUUAUGUUAAUGAUGAGGUGUUGCUGUGUGACUGUCCAGGCCUUGUGUUUCCUUCAUUUGUGUCCACAAAAGCUGAGAUGAUCCUCAAUGGAAUUUUACCAAUUGACCAGAUGAGAGACCAUGUCCCCGCUGUCUCUCUUCUCUGUCAGAGAAUUCCUCGUGGUGUUCUUGAAGUAGUUUACGGUAUUAACAUUGCCCCACCCCAGGAAGGAGAGGAUCCCACUAGGGCUCCUUAUGCUGAUGAGCUGCUGUCUGCUUAUGGAUAUAUCAGAGGUUUCAUGACCUCGCACGGAAUCCCGGAUUGCUCCAGGUCUGCCCGCUACAUCCUAAAGGAUUAUGUGAGGGGUAAACUUCUAUACUGCAUUGCACCACCUGGACAGGAUGAAACAGAAUUUCAGCAAAUCGGCAAACUGCAAAACCUUGCUGAUGUUGAGAGGAAAGAUCGGGAGGCCAGAGAGAGAGCUCACAAACAGAUGAGCGAUGUGGACAAGAAUUUCUUUAAACAGGAACAAGUUCGCUGUUUCUCUCGAGGCUUCCACACUACAGAAUCAAGACAGUAUGGUAUUGUCCCUCCACAAGAAGCUAGUGCUUUGCUUUACAAGCCUUGGAAGAAGCAUCAUAACAAGAAUAAGAGAGAGAAACUUCGAAGGCUUGUUAAAAAUUAAAAAUAUUGCUUGCGGUGUUUUUCUCAAGCCUGGUUUUCACCAGAGACGCAAGCGCAAGAAUAAGGUGUUUAUGCCUAAUGGAACGAAGGAGGAGCUACGGCUUUUAUUUGACGCUUGUGCCUUUUAAUUUCUGUGUUUAAAUUCCCUACACUUUUUGUCAUACAAUAUUCUACAGUUCCAAACGUGGGAAAACUUUUCAUCAAAAUCAACCGCGGCCUCUGCAGAUUUGUUCAAAUGGGAGGAAAUCUGGAACGAGUGUUUUAAUUGGCCAGACUGUGCUAAUGCGGUGUUUCGUUUUCACAUGGCAUAAAGCGAACGCAAGCACAAAGAAAGGAAGCAUUUUAACCCUUGAGCUUGCGCUUGUGUUUAUCCUUGGGUCAAGGACGUUUUUACAGUGACAUAAGAGCUGUGCUUGUGCUUGUCGCUAUAGUGAAAACAAGGCUUUAGUGUGUUUUAGUAAAAUCAAUAAAUCUCUAUUUAACAUACUUUG
Orbicella faveolata is the source of this 2705-nucleotide messenger RNA. Its product is annotated as large subunit GTPase 1 homolog. The record is from RefSeq and is a predicted model, not a curated record. Lineage: Eukaryota; Metazoa; Cnidaria; Anthozoa; Scleractinia; Merulinidae. Gene Ontology annotation, biological process: ribosomal subunit export from nucleus. Gene Ontology annotation, molecular function: GTP binding; GTPase activity. Gene Ontology annotation, cellular component: cytosol.